AUGACUUUUGGGACCACGCCAGAGGAGGGCAGAAGAAGGGAAGGCGGAGAAUUGCCAAAUGUCUGCGCGCAACAUCAAUGUCGGAGGAGGUCAGGGGACCACCCCGAGGAGGAGGUCGAGGAGACCCGCCCGAGGGGGAGGUCAAGGAGACCACCCCAGGAGGAGGGCAGGAGACCACGCCCAGGGGAGGUCGGGGGAAACCCCCCAAAGCAAACCCCCCAGGAGGAGGGCGGGGCCCCCGGGGUGAGACCACCCGGGAAAACCCGAGGAGGAGGUCAGGAGACCACGCCCGAGGAGGGGGGUCAAGGCCCCGGACCACGCCCGAGGGGGGGAGGUCCCCGGGGGGGGAAAGGGGACCACGCCCCCAGGAGGAGUCAAGGAGACCACGGGCCCGGGGAGUCGAGGAACCACGCCCCAGGAGGAGGUCAGGGACCAGGGGCCCCAGGAGGGGUCAAAGGGGACCAAAAAGGGGGCGGAACCCCGCCCCCGGGGGACCACGCCCGAGGGGGUGGGGGGGAAGGUCGAGGGGCCCCCCAGAGGAGGAGGCGGGAGACCACGCCCGGGGGGGUCAAAGAAAAAAAACCCGAGGGGGGGUCAAGGAGACCACGCCGAGGAGGGGGCGAGGGGAACCCCAACCCGCCCGAGGAGGAGGUCAGGGACCACGCCCGAGGGGGAGGUCGGGGCCACGCCCGAGGGGAGUCAAAGGAAACCCCGCCCCAGGAGGGGUCAAAGGGGACCACGCCCCAGGAGGGGGUAAAAAGACCCGCCCAGGGGGAGGGCGAGGAGACCACGCCCAGGAGGGGGUCAAGAGACCCCGCCCGGGAGGAGGGCAAGGGAGGGAAACCCCGCCCAGGAGGAGGUCAGAGACCACGCCCCGGGGACCCGCCCGAGGAGGAGGGCAGGAACCACGCCCAGGGGGAUUUUGAGGAACCACGCCCCGAGGAGGAGGGAAGGAGACCACGCCCGAGGGGGGGUCAAAGGGGGGAAAAACCCCGCCCGAGGAGGAGGUCAGAGACCACGCCCAAGGAGGUCGGAGACCACCCCGAAGGAGGGCAAGGAACCCAGCCAAGGAGGGGUGGAGACCACGCCCAGGAGGGUCAGGGGAAAACCCCGCCCAGAGGACAGGACCACCCAGAGGAGGGGUCAGGAGACCACGCCCCCGGGGGAGGUCAGGGGACCAGCCAGGGGGAGGUCAGGAGACCCGCCCGAGGGGGGGUCAGGGAAGGAGGGGACGGGGGGCCACGCCCCAGAGGGGGUCGAGGGAACCCCCGCCAGAGGGGAGGUCGGGAACCACGCCCGAGGAGAGGUCAAAGGGGACCCCCCGAGGAGAGGGCAGGAGCCACCCCGAGGAGGAGGUCGAGGGGAAACCACCCCGGGAGGAGGUCAAGGAGACCACGCCCAGGAGGGGUCGAGGAGACCACCCCGAGGAGGAGUCGAGGAGACCACGCCCGAGGAGGAGGGCCAAAGGGGAAAACCCCGCCCAGGAGGAGGUCAAAGGGGACCACGCCCGAGGGGGAGGUCGAGGAGACCACGCCCCAGGAGGAGGUCAAGGACCACGCCCGGGGGGAAAGGGGGAGGUAA
Penaeus monodon (black tiger shrimp) is the source of this 1581-nucleotide messenger RNA. RefSeq names its product basic salivary proline-rich protein 4-like. The record is from RefSeq and is a predicted model, not a curated record. The coding region runs from base 1 to 1581 and encodes 526 amino acids. NCBI's taxonomy places the organism in Eukaryota, Metazoa, Arthropoda, Malacostraca, Decapoda, Penaeidae. The transcript has 2 exons.